CAGUGGUGCCAAUGUGCAUGGGCUGGCCUGUCCUCAUCCGACUCAUUUAAAGGCUGCUGUUGUUUGGAUAAGAUUGAGUAAACGGUCCUUGCUUCUCUUGAGACCUAUUGACUUGGCUGUAAACUUGGGUGGUCGUACUGAAAUGCAGAGCUUUUUUCAUUGCCCUGGUUCAGCAUGUCUGUAGAUCUAAAGGUAUGCGGAUUGGACUGAGUUGUGCUCACGUUGUCUUUAUUUACGAGUGUGUGUGGUGCGUUUAGCAGCCCUCGUUUUUCAGGUUUAGCCAUGCUGUGCUGGGAGUCGGCAGUAGAAUUGCACUGUGUCUUUGAUUUUGUGCUGACUAUGAAUGUUUUUUAAUUGCCCGUCUUCUGUUCUGGAUGCAGUUGGUCUCAGUUGUUAAAAUAAAAAAAAGUGCUUCUUAACCGAACCAUUUAAAACACAGACCCUGAUUCCCAGGGCAAAAAACGUAUAAACAUGAAGUUCUACACCAUAAAUCUAGAUGACAGUAAGACUAAAAAUGACUUAUUUAGCUGACGCUUUAAUCUAAAGCGACUUGCAGUUGAUUAGACUACACGGGUAGAAUCCCUAGAGCAAUGUGCGUUUAAGGGCCUUGCUAAAGGGCCCAGUGGCUGUGUGGAUCUUAUGCUGGCUACACCGGGAUUAGAACCACCAACCUUCUACGUUCUCUGGGUUACAGGCUGGCUAGAAUAGAGAUCUCUUCUGUUUUUGCAUAAAAGGCCUCUUUUUACCUGCAAUCCGCAUGUUUAUUUGAGAAGCUGCUGUUUGCUUUGAGUGCGGGCAGACGUUUGUUUGAACUCUCGGAGAACAUUUCCUAGAAACGUUCUCUUCCUCCUGUGAGAACUAUGGUCGUAAACCGCUCCGAGUAGGGGCCAAUCACACCGCUCCGAGCAGCGGCCAAUCACACCCCUCCUCCACAUUCCUGUAGCAGAUGCUCCUUUGCAGAUUUGCCCGUCAAGACCAAGACACAUUUUUGGAAGUGCUUUUCGAACGUGGUCUGAACAAGGCAGGGGCAUUCAUGCGUUUAGCAUUCAGACAGAAGUCGCCAGCCCUGGUCCUGGAGAGCUACUGGGUCUGCUGAUUUUUGUUUUCACCUUAAAAUCAGCGCUCCGUUGAGACACAGGUAACCAGAUGAGGGGUCCUCUUCCGUACAGCACCGCCGCCAAGCAUCGCAGCUCGGGGGACGAUUGCCAUGGCGACGAUGGCGCGGACGAGCCCACGCGCUCGGUGACCAACAUCGAGCAGCUGGAGCUCCGGGCCUCCAGACUGGGAGAGCAGGUCCAGAGCCUGAACGAGAAGUACAAGAAGGCCUUGUCUGACUCCGACAUGGUACGGAGGAGAACUCAGAAGUUUGUUGAGGAUGCCAAGCUCUUCGGAAUCCAGAGUUUCUGCCGCGACCUGGUGGAGGUGGCUGACCUCCUGGAGCUGGUGUCCCGGGAGCUGAGGGGGGAGGGGGAGCAGGCGGGGCUGAGGGGGGAGGCGCAGCGGGAGGCGCAGGACACGGUGGAGGCCCUGUGCCGGGGGCUGGUGCGGGUGCAGGAGCGGCUGGAGGCGGCCUUCUCCAAACACGGGCUGGAGAAGAUGCUCCCGGUGGGCGGGCGCUACGACCCGCACCAGCACCAGAUCGUGUGCCACGUCGCCGCCCCCGGCGUGGAGCCUGGCGCCGUCGCCGUGGUGAAGCAGGAGGGCUACCGUCUCCACGGACGCACCGUCCGCCACGCCCGCGUGGGCAUCGCCAUGGCGACGCAGGCGCCGUGACGGCCGUCUCCCUGCCCGCUCGGGUUCAUGUUCGGAAAGCUUUUAAACGGGAUCGACUUCUGUCCGCAUGCAUGUACAUAUUUUAUGUGUUUUGUACAACCUGAAUGUAAAAAAAAUAUAUAUGUAUGUUUUGUAUUUAUUUUUGGAAUGGAUGCAGCUGUGUUGAGGGAAACGGUUGUUUGUAGGUUUUUACUAAAUGCCAGCUCUCUGCAACCGCGACCAUUAUCCCCACCCCCCGCACAAAUUAAAAUGAGCAUCUUGCACCUUCGAGGCAUUUAAUACGA
This is a messenger RNA of Conger conger (European conger), 2057 nucleotides long. RefSeq names its product GrpE-like 2, mitochondrial (gene grpel2). Lineage: Eukaryota; Metazoa; Chordata; Actinopteri; Anguilliformes; Congridae. The coding region runs from base 1147 to 1773 and encodes 208 amino acids. The transcript is spliced from 4 exons. Gene Ontology annotation, molecular function: protein-folding chaperone binding; protein homodimerization activity; adenyl-nucleotide exchange factor activity. The record is from RefSeq and is a predicted model, not a curated record. Gene Ontology annotation, cellular component: PAM complex, Tim23 associated import motor. Gene Ontology annotation, biological process: protein folding; protein import into mitochondrial matrix.